AUGACGACGUCUGGUCAAAGUCAAAAAAACGUCGAAGCAGCGACUGCACCUCUGCGUCCAACGCCAGCAGCGACUCCAUCGCCACAUCGCCCAACGAGCCUACAUAGCGGCCUCCAGGCGUGGCUACAGGUCGUCUCGGGGUUCAUGCUAUAUUUCAACUCCUGGGGCAUAGUAACAGCCUUCGGCGUCUUCCAACUCUACUACCCAUCCACCCUCCUCCCCACAACCUCCCCAUCCACAAUCUCCUGGAUCGGCACCAUGCAAGGCUUCCUCCUCGCCGUGACGUCCAUCUUCGCAGGCUGCGUCCUCGACCGUGGACACCCCAAGAUCCUCGUGCUCCUCGGGACGGUCUUCGUCGUGCUGGGACUUAUGACGACGUCGGCUUGUAGGAUUUAUUGGGAGUUUAUGCUCGCGCAGGGUGUUUGUGUGGGUAUCGGUGCCGGGAUGCUGUUCAUUACGGCGGUGGGGGUGAUACCGGGGUGGUUUGCUAGGCGGAUGGCGCUUGCGACGGGGCUGGCGGCGACGGGGAGUAGUCUAGGAGGAGUGAUCUACCCUAUCGUCUUCCACAAACUAGAGCCCAGGGUCGGAUUCGGAUGGACGUUGCGCGUAAUAGGCUUCAUCGCCCUCGCAACCUGCCUCGCGGCAUUCUCCCUCUCAACCCAACGCACCCUCCCCCCACCCCGGCCCAAACUAAUCGACAUCUCCGGCUUCCGCGAACCCCUCUUCACGCUCUUCGCCCUCGUCUCCUUCACCGGCGCAAUGGGCCUCUACAUCCCCUUCUUCUACAUCACCGACUACACGACCUCCACCCUCCCCUCGACAACCCCUUCCUUGUCCUGGUACAUGCUGCCGAUCCUCUCCGCGGGUUCGGUGGUCGGUCGUACGAUCCCCGCGCUGAUGGCGGAUCGUUGGGGCAGUCUACCGGUCCUGGCUGUUACGACUGCUAUUUCGGCGGUUUUGGCGUUUGUGUGGAUUGUGGUGAAGGGGAGUGUGGCCGGGUUGAUUGUGUGGAGUUUGUUGUAUGGGGCGUUUUCGGGGGCUUUUGUCAGUUUGCAGACGCCGACUGUGGCGAGUAUCACGCCGGAUAUGAGGUUCGUUGGAGGCAGGAUGGGGAUGAAUAAUUUUUGUCUUGCGCUGGGGGUUUUGUUGGGGAAUCCUGUGGCGGGUGCUAUUGGAGGAAAUCGGCAGUGGUGGUUGGGAGUGCAGGUUUUCUGUGGUGCGAGUCUUGCUGCGGCAGCCGUUUUGAGCAGCAUCACCUGGGCUGUGAAGGAGGGCAGGAAUCCUCUGAGCAGAAAACGACAGAUCAAUACUAGUGACGAUUAA
This is a messenger RNA of Zasmidium cellare ATCC 36951, 1323 nucleotides long. RefSeq lists its product as uncharacterized. NCBI's taxonomy places the organism in Eukaryota, Fungi, Ascomycota, Dothideomycetes, Mycosphaerellales, Mycosphaerellaceae. Bases 1 to 1323 code for a protein of 440 amino acids. Gene Ontology annotation, biological process: transmembrane transport. Gene Ontology annotation, molecular function: transmembrane transporter activity. The transcript has 5 exons. The record is from RefSeq and is a predicted model, not a curated record. Gene Ontology annotation, cellular component: fungal-type vacuole membrane.